CAACACACAAAGUUAAAUUCAUUGAUUGGAUUAAGAGGGUGACCAAGAGAAUGAAGAAACAGACAAAGACAAACUCAGUCUUGGAGAAGAAACUUGAAGAACUCGAGUAUCUUUGUGAAUCACCCACUUUUAAUGAAGAUGAUCCCAAUGUCUACCGGGAUAUCGAACUCCGAGUUAGUUUCUUGAAGACCCUCUUAGUGGCUGAGAUUUCGUCUCGACCGUCAACGGAGACAGAAGGGGAAGAAGUCAGUGAAGAAAUGCUGAAACUUGCUUGCAUGGCCAAGAGGUUAAACGAACUCGAAAGGGCUUUCAAAACCAAUCGAUUCUCCGGUCGGGAUGAUGAGAGUUUGGAUAGUAACGAUGGUGUUGGCGAUGGUGAAGCCGGUUCGGUUUACUCGUUGGUGAAUUCUUGUCAGGAAGAACUUGAUAAAGCAGAGGAAGAGAGCGAGGAGGAGAAAGUGAAAGGAGACGUGGACGCUUUUCAAGAUGCUUCAUGGGAUGAGAAGAAAGGAGAUGAGGACGCUGAGCAGUGGCCACUGUUUGAAGAUGCUUCAUCGGACGAGAAGAGAGAGGUUACGUUUCCGGAGGCGGCGGUUAAGGAAGAGGUGGUGGUUAGAAAAGUGAAAGAGAAGAGGCGGUUUGGUUUUAUGGAUUUGGUAUGUUUAGGUUUAAUGGGCGUGAUUAUAACCUUAUUAUUAGGGUAUAUUGGUGAUAUCACAGAGGAAGAUCCUUUUCUUACCCCUACUUAGGUGAUUGUUUCGUUUGAUUUUCACUCUGUUUUUAGUUUCAUUCUAUUUAGUUUGCUACUCGUAUGAACACAUUAGAUGGUUGCACUUUUCCAUUGUCUGUUUAAUGAAAGAGUAUGA
Molecule: messenger RNA, 866 nt
Organism: Raphanus sativus (radish)
Lineage: Eukaryota; Viridiplantae; Streptophyta; Magnoliopsida; Brassicales; Brassicaceae
Exons: 1
Coding region: 51-749 (232 amino acids)
Source: RefSeq, a predicted model, not a curated record